This is a messenger RNA of Aspergillus calidoustus, 306 nucleotides long. Lineage: Eukaryota; Fungi; Ascomycota; Eurotiomycetes; Eurotiales; Aspergillaceae. The record is from the annotation of a GenBank genome assembly.
AUGGGUUCUAGUCGCGGCUCCUCGGUCUCUCAUCUGUGGGAUCUCGCGAUAAGCAAGCUGUUCCCCAGACGCGCAUCUUCGUCGAAGCGGACCGACUCUCAGUCGAGUUGGUGUGGCGUUAACACUGAGCACUGCGAUAUCGAAGAUUGCACCGAUGGGUUCUACAAGUUUUCGCAGGAGCUGCUUGAGCAGGAGAAGCUUGAGGAGCUCAGGAUGCGCUCGUCGAAUAGUACCGGUGGUUCGUAUACAUCUGCAGUAAGUGCACUAACACAUCCAAUGAAUAUUUCGUCCAAUAUGCAGCGCUGA